Molecule: messenger RNA, 1645 nt
Organism: Oryza sativa Japonica Group (Japanese rice)
Lineage: Eukaryota; Viridiplantae; Streptophyta; Magnoliopsida; Poales; Poaceae
Product: UDP-glycosyltransferase 90A2
Molecular function (GO): UDP-glucosyltransferase activity
Source: RefSeq, a predicted model, not a curated record
UAGCGAGCGCGAAUGCGAAGACGGACGCACACAAACGCCCCAAACCAAAUAACCAAUUCGCGAGCCUCUUACGGACGAACGGUACGGUGUAGCUAGUGUCGUCGGUAGCCGAUCGAUCGAUGGCAGCUGCUUCGCCGGAGCUCCGUCACGUGGCCAUGCUGCCGUUCAUGGCGAAGGGCCACGCCAUGCCGCUCCUCCACCUCACGCGCCUCCUCCUUGCCCGCGGCCUCGCCUCCAAGGUCACCUUCUUCACCACCCCGCGCGACGCGCCCUUCAUCCGCGCCAGCCUCGCCGGAGCCGGAGCCGCCGCCGUCGUCGAGCUCCCCUUCCCCACCGACGACGGCCUCAACGACGGCGCGGCGCCGCCGCAGAGCAUGGACGACGAGCUGGCGUCCCCGUCCCAGCUCGCCGACGUGGUCGCCGCGUCCGCCGCGCUCCGGCCGGCGUUCGCGGCCGCGUUCGCCCGGCUCGAGCCGAGGCCCGACGUGCUCGUCCACGACGGCUUCCUCCCGUGGGCCGAGCUCGCCGCCGCCGACGCCGGCGGCGUGCCGCGGCUCGUCUCCUACGGCAUGAGCGCCUUCGCCACGUACGUCGCCGGCGCGGUCACGGCACACAAGCCGCACGCGCGCGUCGGCUCGCCGUCCGAGCCGUUCGAGGUCGACGGCUUGCCCGGGCUCCGGCUCACCCGAGCCGACCUGAACCCGCCCAUCGACGAGCCGGAGCCGACCGGCCCGCUUUGGGACCUCGCGUGCGAGACCAAGGCAAGCAUGGACUCCAGCGAGGGCAUUAUCGUCAAUUCCUUCGUGGAGCUCGAGCCGCUAUGCUUCGACGGUUGGAGCCGGAUGUCCCCUGUGAAGCUAUGGCCGGUCGGUCCUCUGUGUCUUGCAUCCGAACUGGGCCGGAAUAUGGACCGGGAUGUAUCGGAUUGGCUCGACUCGCGGCUCGCCAUGGACCGACCGGUGCUGUAUGUCGCAUUUGGUUCACAGGCUGACCUAAGUCGGACUCAACUAGAGGAGAUAGCGCUCGGGUUAGAUCAGUCUGGUCUAGAUUUCUUAUGGGUGGUCAGGUCCAAAUGGUUUGAUUCAGAGGACCAUUUCGAGAAUAGGUUUGGGGACAAGGGGAAGGUAUACCAAGGUUUCAUCGAUCAAGUCGGGGUUCUAAGCCAUAAGUCUAUCAAAGGGUUUUUCAGCCACUGCGGGUGGAAUUCGGUGUUGGAGAGCAUCUCUAUGGGUGUGCCAAUACUUGCAUUCCCAAUGGCAGCUGAGCAGAAACUGAAUGCAAAAUUUGUGGUUGAUAUGCUAAGAGUUGGGCUCAGGGUUUGGCCACAGAAAAGAGAAGAUGACAUGGAAAAUGGAUUGGUUGCAAGGGAAGAAGUGCAGGUGAUGGCAAGGGAGUUGAUAUUUGGAGAGGAAGGAAAAUGGGCAUCUACUAGAGUAAGUGAACUCGCAGUGCUUUCUAAGAAGGCCAUGGAGAUUGGUGGGUCAUCGUAUAAAAAACUAGAGGAGAUGGUCCAUGAGAUCAGUGAGCUAACUCGUGAUAAGAGUAUGUAACUAUGGUUAUCGGUGUUUGCUAGUAUUUCGGUUUUACUAAAUGUCACAUUUUUCACUUAAUUUCAAUAGACUUUUUUUCUUGUGUGAUUGCUUUA